AUGACAGACAGAAAUAAGAUUAAGAAAACAAGGAAAAACGACGACAAUCUUCCCAACAUAAGACAAUAUCAGUUUAGCCCCGAGCAUCACGCAUCGAAAUAUCACCGAAAAGAAAAUCGUUACGUAAGCCGAAGCCAAAGUUAUGGUCGUGAUUCGUAUAAAAUCAGGCCUUGUAAUGUGAGAUCGCCUUUUCCGGAUUUUCCGUAUCAUCCGUUUUCACAUUAUAGUAGUACCGAAUCGUUAACCAGCUGUUGGUCCAAUUGCACAACUUUAGAAGAAGAUCAACUCGUAUAUCCUGCUCGUUCGGUUCCUGACCUCGAUCAAGUCGGAGACAUGGUGACAAGAAAAUUCAAAAAGGGUUCGGUUUACGAAACGCUGGCCACCAAGAGCGGGCUAGAUUUUGCUCCAGUAAUUCAAGGUCGGCCAUACUGGGAAAGAAGAGAGCAGCACACCGAGGAGUUUGCCCAUAACCGAAAGUUAAUAAAUAACAAAUGUGACGUAAACAUACGGCACGAGACGGAAAAAAUAACAAAGAAAGUGUCUCCCGGUAUCCAUUGUAAGUAUCAGAAAGACGAAGAAAAGCAAAUAUCACCUCCACCUCCACCAGUUCGAAAUUCAUCCAGUCUCAAGUACAUCCGACACCAACCCCAAACGCACGAAAAGUAUCCGUCUUGGCCAGCUGUUCCCACAUCCGAGUCGGAUUCUUCCAAUUCCGCAUUAUCGUCUUCAAAAUCAUCUCCAGCUGCUACGAGUCACCGUUCUAAUUCUUGGACGGAACAAACUAAUUAUCCCAAGGAAAGGAUAGCUUACUGUCGACCUAAAAAAUGUUAUAAGAUAUCUCCAAAUCAAUUACAGCCCGUAUUGGAAAGAUCGGUUCUGGAAAACGGCAAUCGACAACAAAAACACGAAGUAGGUAAUUUAGAAAAUUCCCUGAAAGAGGCUCUACACUCUGAUCCCAUAGAUUUGGAUAGCUUGUGUAGAUCAUAUUACCCACGCCAGACAUUAACUGUUUCUCGUGAUUACAAUAUCCAUUCUCCUCCGGAACGUGAUGUGCCAAGACCAACCGUUCACGAUAGAACUCGUAAACACCCGGAAAACAAUCAAUCGUGUUACUGGAAUAAUGGACCCGAUAGUUGCACCCCUCUUCUGGAUAGAUUGAGACUGGAGAGUGAAGUAAUGCCUUCUAACUGGUCACCUCAAGUAGAAUUGGAAACACCCAGCGAAACGGGAAACGAGAGCGUGGACGGCAGUAACAGCAGCCAGGAAACAUUAAAAUGGCACGGUUCUUGCAGCGAUCUUAGUUGUUCCAAUAAAUCAUCCAUUUUUGAUAGCGGCCGAUCUACUCUUCCAGACAGAUUAUCUCCUCAGUCAUGCGAUAGCAGCACAUCACAGAUCGUUCACAGUUCACGAGUGGAGCCCGCUCAGAGGCACGAUUCCGAAAGUGUACUUUAUUACCUAUCACCCGUAAGAAGUAACAAAAACGACGACAGAAAGAACUUUUCCACUUCCUUCCCAGGAUUUUCUAGAAACGGAUGCGACUCUAAUUACUAUUCCACUCCAGAUAACAUCAGCAAACUAAAAGUUUCCGAGCGAUCUUGCGACAUCAAUAGAUUGAAACACGAAAAUGAAUGCGAAACGAAGCAUCAGAAGUAUCAAUAUUUGGAUCCGGAAAAGAGACAUCGCAUAUCCGAUCCGGAAUUAAAAGCCAUUCAGAAACAAGCAGUUUUGUCUUUCUAUCACAGACAAACAGCUGCACAAACAAACACAUCGAACGGAGGAGACAUGCCCGUUCCCCACGAAUCUCCUCCAAUUUCACCAGGAAGAAUGAAAUGGAAUCAGUGGGGAGAUAAUAAACUGGAUAAAGUACCCGAACAUGCAGUUUUGGCCACGGAUCCACUCUCGAGAACAACCAUUAGAGGUAAUAAGACUCCAGAAGAAUUCAGAAAUUUGGAGAAUCAAUUAAGUUUAUCCGUUCCAAACUUGAACGAAGUAGCUCUUCCUCAUCAUCAAAUAUCUAGUCAACAAACUACGGGGAUUAGAAGUCAAUCUUUUAUGGAUGAACCUAUCAAUUCGCAUAAUGUUCAGGAAUCGAAAGACCGACCUCCAGACAGUUCUUCGGCCGCCAGUCAUCAGCAACAACAAUCUCCGAGCUACAAACAACCUCGCAAAGUUCAACUGAAAGAAGUUCAUCAUUGCAACGACAAAUCGGUGUUUCAAGUCAUUACAACCGAUGGCGUAACUAUAGCAGAAUCGUUGAAAAACAGCCAAACUGUACAGAAACUGGGAAAUGGAGAAUAUCCGACCAUCCCUCCCAAACGCAUUAACAAACCGGUUCCCCAACCUCCUCGUCCGGUUUCUUCACGAAGACCCCCUCCUCCCGUACCUUCCGAUCACGAAGAGGACGAUGCUGAAUUACUCCGUAUCGAAGAAUCGUCUAAGCAAUCGGAUGGUCCACCCUCAUUAGCAAACACCAAACCCGAAAGAACGACUCCCGUUGAUUCUUCCCUCCCUUCGAAUUGUUCCAGUCCCGAUUUACCUCUUCCUCCUCCUCCGUCGACUACGGAAACUGAAGUACAUCAUUCGGACGAACCAUUACCUCCUCCUCCGGAAUUUGAAGUCAAAACGUCGUCCGCAAACACGCCCACAAUGAGGGAUAGGAACAGACCGUCGGUGAAAAAUUUCUUGGAAACUGCAUGCCCGAAUUCGAUCCCGAAUCCCCUAGAACGAAGCCAAGCCGUGAAUGCGCAAGUAUCCAGUCAACGGAAUUCUAAUUUUCCUGAAGGAACGAAACAUAAAAACGAAGAAGAAAGUAGAAUUCAUCCCACCGCUGCGGAAGAGAGAGAAUCUGAAUCGGUGACGAUCGAGACACAAAUAAAUUCGUCCGCCGGUUCCGGCCUCGAUCGUUCGCGAUUAUCAGGAUUCGACAAUACAGAAUCUGAUUCGAAUCUCCAAAGUUCGUCUUCCGUAACGAAUGCGGGAGAAGACUCCUUCGCCACCGAGAAAAUGGAGGAUACGUCGGAAAAUUCGAAGACGGAGGAGACGACAGAUCGAGUUCGAGUCGAAGUAUGUCUGACAAACAGCGCCACUCAAACGUCGGAGACGCCUCGACUAGCCAGGAAAAUCACAAAGAGCCGCGAAGAACUGGAAUGUGAACGACUCUCCAGGGAUUUCGUCGAAUGUUGUGGCGACUCUCUUCUUAAAAGUUUAUUAGUGCCAGCUUCGGAUCAAAAGACCAUGCUAGACUAUAUGGCGGGACUACUAGAUUUGGAAACAGAAAACAACGGAGAGACGGCACUCAGAAAUCAUCCUCGUAGACAAUUACAGCUAGGCAGAGCGAGUGAUAAAUGCCAGCCAAAACCAGCGAUCAAUGGAUGGUGGGAAUCAUCCGGAAUGCCCCUCGAUAGCCCAUAUUUUUCCGUAAUAGAGCCGAAAGCAAAGUUAUUAACACGUUACUGCCGAGAAGUUACUAAGUACGAAUGGAUAAAUGAAGCGGAAUUAAAUAAAAAGAAGGACGAAUUAAUAGCUAGCAUAGGAAGGAAACUGGAAAUGUUAAGAAUGGAGCAGCUAGCUAUCAAGGACGAAGUAGCUCAAAACGAGGAGUUAGGCCGAGAAGUGACGUCGAAGGUGGAACAACUAGCUAAACCCAACGAAGUAGAAAAAUUUCGACUACACGUCGAGGAACUGGAGAAAAUCAUCAAUCUGUUACUCUCUCUGUCCGGUAGAUUAGCAAGGGUUCAGAAUGCGUUGAUGAAUUUACCUAAAGAAGCCAGCAAAGAAGAAAGAAUGCUUCUGGAAGCCAAGAGAAACAAGCUAAGCGAACAGCACGAAGAAGCCAGGCACCUUAAAGAGAGCAUAGAUCGAAGAAGCCAACAGGUUUCCACUUUCUUACAUAAAUAUCUGCGGGACGACGAAUACUCCUAUUACGACCACUUCGUGAAGAGAAAGUCGAGAUUGCUUAUCGACGUUCGAGAAAUCGACGAAAAGAUCAAACUAGGGGAGGAACAGCUAGCGGCGCUCAGAAACAAUGCCGAUUCGCAUCUGUGGACGCAGUUACAAUCAAACUUGGAUCUUUCUACUAGCCAGGUCCAGUUGUGUAGGACUUGAAAUGUAUAGUAAUAACCGUUGUAUGUUGUCGAUUAAGACGAGAGGGGAAAAAACAUAUAUAUAUAAAAUCGAUUCUCCUGCUAUUUGGCGAAUAUCCCGCUGGUUUCGGGCGAGCCAAAUGGUAGUGACGAUAAAUACAUAUCUGGCAAUACUGAAGAAAUGGAAAAGGCCUUAAAAAAUUUUAGACCAAAACUUAGUCUGUUGUCGUAAAUUCGAGAAAAUUAUAUUUGUUUAGAAGAGUCGAUCCCGUCAUCGUCGUUCUCGUUUCUACUCUGUGACGCGAUAUAAACUGUCGACCCGCCUUAGUAAGUGAUCUAUUCCCAAAAACUAUUCGAAGCAGUUGGAAGAAUUACGAGUGUAAAUCUAUUGUUUUUAUUAAUCCGGAAUUUUAAAAGUAAUUUUUUUCGACCGAUGGUUUUAUUUAACUCCCUGUAAAUAUGAACAAGAAGCCAAACGUGCCGAUCGACGAUAUUCUAAAGCUGUUUGCAAGCGAGCUACUUUGUUGAAGAAGACCGAAAUUCGUGUACAGAUAAAAACAGUCGUCGUAUGUAAAACGCUGAACGAAAGUUGUACAUUGUAACCGAUAACAAUCAUUUUUACUUAAAAAAACAAAAUGGGAUUUAAAAAUCGUACGCUUGUAAAUAAAUGCGGCCAUCGGUAAUUUGGAAUACAGCUGCAGAAUGAUAAAAAUAAAACGUUAAACAGUGAUUUA
Molecule: messenger RNA, 4816 nt
Organism: Centruroides sculpturatus (bark scorpion)
Lineage: Eukaryota; Metazoa; Arthropoda; Arachnida; Scorpiones; Buthidae
Product: protein Shroom1-like
Exons: 10
Coding region: 1-4104 (1367 amino acids)
Biological process (GO): actin filament organization
Cellular component (GO): apical plasma membrane; cortical actin cytoskeleton; adherens junction
Molecular function (GO): actin filament binding
Source: RefSeq, a predicted model, not a curated record